This is a messenger RNA of Dipodomys spectabilis (banner-tailed kangaroo rat), 6013 nucleotides long. It is a transcript of the gene Adamtsl3, whose product is annotated as ADAMTS like 3. Gene Ontology annotation, cellular component: extracellular matrix. Gene Ontology annotation, molecular function: metalloendopeptidase activity. The record is from RefSeq and is a predicted model, not a curated record. NCBI's taxonomy places the organism in Eukaryota, Metazoa, Chordata, Mammalia, Rodentia, Heteromyidae. Gene Ontology annotation, biological process: extracellular matrix organization.
AUGGCAGAGGAGGAAGGCGCGGUGGACAGGAGGCAGCUGGCUGUGGAGGAAGAGGCUCCCGCCGGACGCUGCUGGGUGCUGCCCCGGGCCGUGUGCUCAGUGUCUGCCGGAGCGGACGGGGGCUCGGGGCCCACGGCGUGGUGUGCGGAGCCCGGACGCCAGGGGCAGCGACGGCCAGACAGACAGGAGCGUGGGCUUCCCCUGCCUGCCCGCCUGUCCGCCUGUCCACCUGUCCGCCUGUCCGCCCUUCCGAGGUCUCCUCCGGACAAUGGACGGGAGGACACCUUGGCUCUGGGCACUUCUGAGAAGUCUCCGGGUGCCUACUUCCUUCCCGAGUUCGCCCUCUCCCCUCAGGGGAGCUUCCUGGAAGACACUACGGGGGAGCAGCUCCUCACCUACCGCUACGAUGACCAGACCCCAAGACACGGGCCUUCGGAGGACGGCAGGGACGGCAACUGGGACUCCUGGGGCGGCUGGAGCGACUGUUCUCGGACCUGCGGGGGCGGCGCCUCGUACUCCCUGCGGAGAUGCUUGACCGGGAGGAAUUGUGAAGGGCAGAAUAUCCGAUACAAGACGUGCAGCAAUCAGGACUGCCCCGCCGACGCCGAGGACUUCAGAGCCCAGCAGUGCUCCGCGUACAACGACGUCCAGUACCAGGGGGACUUCCACGAGUGGCUCCCGCGGUACAACGACCCCGUGGCCCCCUGCACACUCCAGUGCCACACGCGGGGGCAGAGCCUGGUCGUGGAGCUGGCGCCCAAAGUCCUCGACGGGACUCGCUGCCACACAGACUCCCUGGACAUGUGCAUCAGCGGCGUCUGCCAGGCCGUGGGCUGCGACCGGCAGCUGGGCAGCGGGGCCAAGGAGGACAAUUGUGGUGUCUGCGCCGGCGACGGCUCCACCUGCAGGCUGGUCCGGGGCCAGGCCAAGUCCCACGUGUCUCCCGAGAAAAGAGAGGAGACCGCGAUUGCUGUACCUCUGGGAAGCCUCCGGGUGAGGAUCACGGCGAAAGGACCAGCCCACCUCUUUAUUGAAUCGAAAACACUUCAAGGAAACAAAGGAGAACACAGCUUCAGCAGCCCGGGAGUCUUUACCAUUGAGAACACAACCGUGGAGUUUCAGAAGAGCGCAGAGAGGCAAACCUUUAAGAUCGCUGGUCCUCUGAUGGCCGACUUCAUCUUCAAGACCAGGUACACAGUGGCCAAGGACAGCACCGUCCAGUUCUUCUUUUACCAGCCCAUCAGUCACCAGUGGAGACAGACCGACUUUUUCCCCUGCACCGUGACGUGUGGAGGAGGCUACCAGCUCAACUCUGCCGAGUGCGUGGACGUCCGCUUGAGGAGAGUGGUUCCCGACCACUACUGCCACUACUACCCCGAGAAUGUCAAGCCCAAGCCGAAGCUGAAGGAGUGCGGCAUGGACCCCUGCCCGUCCAGCGAUGGAUUUAAGGAGAUCAUGCCCUAUGACCACUUCCAGCCCCUGCCCCGCUGGGAGCACAACCCCUGGACGGCGUGCUCCGUGUCCUGCGGGGGCGGGACCCAGCGGCGGAGCUUCGUGUGCGUGGAGGAGUCGCUGCACGCCGAGGUCCUGCAGGUGGAGGAGUGGAAGUGCAUGUACGCGCCCAAGCCCAAGGUGAUGCAGACCUGCAACCUCUUCGACUGCCCCAAGUGGAUUGCCAUGGACUGGUCUGAGUGCACGGUGACCUGCGGGCGAGGCCUGCGCUACAGAGUUGUGCUGUGCGUCAGCCACCGCGGCCAGCACGUGGGCGGCUGUAAGCCACAGCUGAAGCCGCACAUCAAGGAGGAGUGCGUGGUGCCGGUCCCCUGCCACAAGCCCCGAGAAAGAGAUCCAGGGGGUGCUGCGCUGCCAUGGUUGAAGCAAGCCCAGGAGCGAGAGGAGAUGAGGAUAGUGACCGAGGACCCCACGUUUGUCCCGGGCCCCUGGUCAGCCUGCAGUGCCACGUGCGGCCCCGGUGUGCAGGUGCGGGAGGUGAAGUGCCGAGCGCUCCUCACGUUCACGCGGGCGGAGACUGAGCUGCCGGCCGAGGAGUGCGAGGGGCCCCGGCUGGCCACGGAGCGGCCCUGCCUGCUACAGGCCUGCGGCCCGGACCCUGCAGCCCCAGAGCCCAGCGGCGCUCCGCAGGACGGCGAGACCACCUACGGCUGGGAAUAUGCCGGCUUUACCCCGUGCACAGCCACAUGCCUGGGAGGCCUCCAGGAAGCCAUAGCCGUGUGCUUACACACGCAGACCCAGCAGGCGGUCAACGACAGCUUGUGUGACCAGGUCCACCGUCCCCCCGCCAUGAGCCAGGCGUGCAACACGGGGCCCUGCCCGCCCAGGUGGCUGGCGGAGGCCUGGGGGCCGUGCUCCGCCUCCUGCGGCGUGGGGAUCCAGACCCGGGAGGUGCGCUGCCUGCGCCCCGAGGCCUCCCCGGCGGCCCCGGAGGCGUGCGCCGGGGAGAAGCCGCAUGCGCUGCGGGCCUGCAAUCAGUUUGACUGCCCGCCGCGCUGGCAUGUGGGAGCCUGGCAGCAGUGUUCCAGGACGUGCGGCGGCGGCGGCUCGCAGGCCCGGACCGUCUCCUGUCGGCAGCUGCUGGCCGACGGCCGCGUCCUCACCCUGGCGGACGAGCUGUGCCCAGGACCCAAGGCCGCGGCCCGCAGGUCCUGCGCCAGGGCCGACUGUCCGCCCCGCCUGGACCCCGGGGACUGGUCCCAGUGCUCCGUCAGCUGCGGCGUCGGGGUCCAGAGAAGGAGGCAGGUGUGCCAGAAGCUGACAGCCAGGGGCCUCCGCGUCCCGCUAGGCAACGCCGCGUGCCAGGGUCUGGCCGGCCCCCCGCUCGAGAGACCGUGCCAGAUGCGUGUAUGCGGGGAAAUGAAGCCAGAGACAAAGCCAAGACUUAGUGGUCGGGGCCCUGAGAUUCUCAGCGUGCGAAGGAUCUACAUCCAGACCCGGGAGGAGAAGCAGAUCAACCUGACGGUGGGGAGCCGGGCUUACCUGCUGCCCAACACAUCCGUGAUCGUCAGGUGCCCCGUGCGGCGAUUCCAGAAGUCUCUGAUCAGGUGGGAGAAGGGUGGCCGUUGUCUGCAGAGCUCCAGACAGCUGCGGGUCACAAAGUCGGGCUCCCUGAAGAUCCCCCGGCUCGCAGCGGCCGACAUCGGUGUGUAUCGGUGCCUCGCGGGCCCGGCUCAGGAAACAGUGGUUCUCAAGCUCAUCGGCACGGACAACCGGCUCGUGGCACACCCAGCUGUCCGAGAACAUGCCAGGGACCCUUCCGGGACGGACCCCGGGGAAGCCAAUAGCUUGGGUGCCGUGUGGCAUAAAAUGCAGCAGCUUUGGAGUCACAAAGAUGGGCUUUACCCGCCUGGCGGCCAGACGGACCACCCGGCUUCCUUGAGAGCUCUGUUGGGCCCCUGCAGCCAUGGUUCUCCAGGCAGCGGCGACGCCCCCUGGGGCCUUGAGCCCAGGCAGUUCGAAGCAGCGGUGCAGCAGGGAGCCCACAGCCUGGACACGGCCCAGUUUGAGGAGCUGAUAAAGAACCUGAGUCGGCUGCUGGAGACAGGAGAGGUCAGCAGGGACCUGGCGUCCCAGGUGAUGCACCAGCUGGCGGCCGAGCUGGUUCAGGUGCAGCCCGCACCCGUGCCCCAGAGCCGUGGGGACGAGGAGGUCCUGAACGCCCGGCCCAGAGAGCCGCCGGCAGGAGACGGGCCCCAGAGCUCCGCGGGGCCCCUCCCGGGCAGGCGGCCCGUGCUCCUAAGACAGACACAGCCCUCCGCCAUCUCCUUCAAUACAACCAUCACCGCCCAGGUCGGAAACACCGUGUACAUCACAAACAAGACGGAGACCAUCCACAUCCUGUGCGGCCUGCGGGUCCCCACCCACGCCACGUACACGUGGACCAAGGACGGGGAGCUGCUGCGGCCCACGGCAGGGAUAGUCAUGGAAGGAGCCGAGAGGAUUCAGAUCAGGAACCCAACCAGGAGGGAGCAAGGAAUCUACAAAUGCGCCGUGGCUAAUCCUCUGGGCUCGGACGUGGAGAGCUCCUCUGUGCUCUGGGCAGCGGCGCCUGUCAUCUCCUCUGUUGAAAGAAACGUCACCAAACCAGAGCAAAGUCACCUCUCAGCCGUGGUGGGCAGUACCGUGGAGGCCGCCCUGGGGGCAGACGUGACCCUGCAGUGUCCCGUGGGAGGAGUCCCCCCGCCCGCCGUAACGUGGUCGAAGAGAGGAGGACCCCUGGGCGACAGGGCUUCCUUGCUUCCCCGUGGCUCCCUGUUGUUGCGGAAUGUCUCGCUUGAACAUGAAGGAACCUACGUGUGCACAGCCGCCAACGCCCUGGGCGAGGCAGAGGCUACCUCUGUGCUCCACCUGCUGGAGCGAAGAUGGCCAGGCAGCGAUGCUGUGUCUCCUAAAGACCAUCAGAAGGGAGGUCCCUGGGCCUCCACACCUGGACCCAACAGCAGUGACCCGACAGGACCCCUGCCUCAAGAGCCUGUUUGGGAGCCUGGUCCCUGGACGCCCUGCCCCACCGCCUGCGGCCCCCCGGGCGCCCGCAUUCAGAGGCCCCGGUGUGUGGGGGCCAGCGGGCAGGAAGUGAGCCAGGCCCUCUGUGCACACCGCCAGAAGCCGCGGGCAGGGUUUCAGCCCUGUGACGCCCAGGACUGCCCGGCCAGGUGGUUCACCAGCGCGUGGUCAGCGUGCUCGGUGCCGUGUGGCCGCGGCUUCCACAGCCGGCAGGUGACCUGCAAGAGGAGGAGAGCCGACGGCACGGUUGAGCCCGCGCCACGCCACGCAUGUGCCUCCAGCGCCCGGCCCCGGGGGAGGAGGCCGUGUCCUAACCGCCCAUGUGACCGACAGGCGCCUGCGCCAGGAAGCCAGUGUCCUGCCCGCUGCACGGGCCGCGCCGGCCGGGGGCAGCCGCGCCGUCCUGCGUGUGGCCCCCGCAGCGGCCCGGGGCCCGACUGCGACUCCAGGAAGAGACAGCCCUGGCGGGGGAGCUGCGCGGCGGGGGCCUGCCAGGCCUGCUGGCUCCCCGGCCCCUGGAAGCCCUGCACGGCAGCCUGCGGCCCGGGCGUCCAGCCUCGGGAAGUCCACUGCGUCCACGCCCAGACCUGCCGACCCGUGGCCGAGAGUCACUGUGCGCGGACACGCAGGCCGCCCUCCCAGAGGCCCUGCCUGGGGCCUGCCUGCGGGGGAAACUGCACAGACACAACUCAGUACUGCCGGCUCCUGAGGCGCCUGCAUCUGCGUUCUCUGGACCUCUACAAACAGAGCUGCUGCCAGCCGCACCGAGAAGGCUAGGCCUCUGGCGGUGCAGCGGUGAGGCUCCGAGGGUAGGAAAGCAGUCUUCCCCUCCUAGAGACGCCAUGCUGAGGCCGAUGUGAAAACAGCAAGGUUGAGAUUGGGUGAACAUUUCCCACCAUCAGUUCUGAACUCAGUCCUUGUAAGUGACAGGUUCCUGGAUGAGUUAAAAAGAAAUCACGGCAGGUGUGGCCAUGCAUUUGGCCCCUCAGCAAGUCUGUGUGAUCAGAGACUGCCAGGGCCCUAAGCAGAGCAGGGCCUGCUGCGACCUGUGGACUGGCAGUCAUCCACCCUGAAGACUUGGGAAACAGCGAGCGGCCGCGCCCUCUUCUCUUAAACUGUAGUUUCAACACGUUUAACGGCAUUUAAGAUUUAAAGCUCUGGCCAGUCUCUUUUUGGAUGUUGGCACUAGUGACUUUUUUCUCUCACAGAUCCUUACAUUUAGCUGUGAAGGAGAGAGGGUCUCCCGGGCAGGUGGUGUGCAGGGCAUGGUGUCCUGACCCCGGGGCGUCCGUGGGGGGAGACGGAGCAGCUGGGGCUCGGCCCGUCGUGGAAGUCAGAGAGCACACGGUAGCUUCUCCACUGGUUCUGUAGUGUGCUCAAAGCUUUCCUUUUAGCUGUGAAUGGAAUGUUUUUCUAAGCACUAAAACAAAGCCUUAUUAGACCUAAUUUAUGCAUAAAAUAGUAUUCCUGAGGAUUUUUAUUUUGCAAAGUAUAU